AAGCCACUUAAGCAGGAACUUCAAAAUUGUGCGGAUGAAUGCGUCAAACGCUGCUGCUGAGCUCAGCGCCACUGAGCAAAGGAUUAUUAGGAUAAAGUCGGAUAUAGAUCAGUUUGAAGAACUAUUCAGGCGUGUUGUCAGUGGGUUUGGAGAUACUAAAUAUCUCAAUGAACAAUAUCACAAACUUAUUCUCACAACCAAGGAUUUAUCUUUUCAUUUGGAUACCAUCCAAAAAGCAAUUCAGCUGGGGUCACAAAUUCCCGAUCUGCGUGCUCGAGCUCGUACUUUAAAUGCUCAAGCCAUAAGUCAACUGGGACGUUUGCAAAAAUUGGGUAAUAAUGUUCAACAACACGCCAAAAGUGAGACAAAAGUUGAAUCACUUAACACUGAAGGGAAAUAUCCAUCAGUCAAUGACUUUGCAUUCAGUCAAGGUCCUUUAGAACAAAAGCAGAUAACUAUGGAAUCUAAAGCAGAUAUUCAACGAGCACAUGAUAUGGAACAAUUGGAAUCGGAUAUUGUUCAAGUGAAUGAAUUAUUCACAACACUUGCCACUUAUAUUCAUGAUCAAGGGACUUUAGUUGAUUCAAUAGGCGAUAAUAUAGAAGUAGCCUAUGAACAGGUUCAAAGUGGUACAGAACAACUGACCACAGCAACAAAACAUCGGAAAUCAGCACGACGUAAAAAGUGUAUUUGUCUCGGACUGGUCGUCUUGAUUUUAUUCAUUAUAGGCUUGGCUAUCGGAUUAUCCUUGAAACAAUGAUUGAUUGAUUGAUUGAGUAGUGUUCAUGCAUACAGUGAUACAAUCUUUUGUUCUUGUUUUUUGUUUCACCCUGCCAUUAACAUUAUUAUGUGAUUUGGUUUUACUGUUAAUUUCUCCUCUUUUUGUAAUUAUUAUUAUUUGAUAAUAAUUAGUUUGAUUUGUUCUCAAAAUUUAUUGAUUUGCUAUCAUGAUUUCAUAUACACGCAGAAAAAAACGCAUACACUGCAGAAAGCAGAGCGGAACUACAACACACACACAUACAAUGUCUUUCAAUGACUUACAAUUAUCUUUUUUUCUUUUCUUUUUGGUCAUUGUUUCAUGGUUUAACUUUGUUUAUUUUUCACUUUUAUGGCAGACAGACAGACCCACACACACACGCACAGACACAGUAUUCCAUUAUUAAUUAAUUAUCAUAACUUCCAACAUUCUAUGCUGAUGAUGAUGACGAUAAUGAUGAAUGUGUGUGUGUGCGUGGGGGAGGGUUUGUACCUCGUUUAUAACGCCUACUUGAUUGUACAGUUACAACAAUUUAUAUCAUAUAUAUAUAUAUAUAUAUAUAUAUAUAUAUAUAUAUAUAUAUGAUACACAUUCAUUCAUCAAUAUAUUUUUGCGCCUUAUAAUUUUCCAUACAUUUAUUCCCUUUAAUAAAUUGGAAAUAAAGCAAGAACAACUGGGGUUUGUGCCGAAGUAAGGUGAUGGUACCAUCCGUGUUUAUUUCGUUGACUUCUCUUCUAAUUAGCUCAGCUGUUUACAGCCCGAAGAUCUAUCCUCAGAAACUAAUAGAAUUGUUAUUAUUAUUAUUGUUGUUCCCCUGGGCUCCUAGUGGAACAUAGGGCUUCAACUGCACGUCUCCACUUGCCACUUCUGCUGUACUUUUCAACUACAUCCAUGUUAAUUAGUCCAUAUUGUUUCAACUCCUUUUCACACGAUCUCCUCCAUGUCACCCUUGCACUGACG
Molecule: messenger RNA, 1717 nt
Organism: Trichobilharzia regenti
Lineage: Eukaryota; Metazoa; Platyhelminthes; Trematoda; Strigeidida; Schistosomatidae
Source: the annotation of a GenBank genome assembly